GUUUCUUUCCUCCUUUCCGAGUCGGUUUUGACGGUUAGAGUCGAGUAAUAAAAUGGCGGCCUGGGGCGUGUUAUUUACUGUUCUUUCAGCGGUGUCUGUCUGAGCGGUCGGCUCUCCCCCUCACCGAACAGAGAGCCGAGGCCCUGGGGGACAUGGUGUUGGGGACCCAGGGCUUGCUGACCACGAAGUCCUUCGAGAAUCUACACCCCGGAAGCGACCGGGCGCGCUCAGCCGGGCCACCAGCAGUCGCUUCCCACCGAGCGCUGCGGCCGCGACCUCGCACCAGCUUGCUGUCGCGCAACCGGGCCUUGCCGCAUCCACGACCCAACUAGUGCCGCUGCGGCCGCCGGGAAAGGGAGAAGCCGGCGGAUGUUAGCCACUAAAUAGGAAAAGAAUCCUUGCAGGGACCUGGCCUCUAGAACAGUUGAAGUUCAGUAAGGAAUUAUGUCAGAAAGGUUCAAAGAAAUGGCCAAAAGAACUGCCGAGAAGGAAUUAACAGAUAGAAAUUGGGAUCAAGAAGAUGAAGCAGAAGAGGUGGGAACAUUCUCUGUGGCCAGUGAGGAAAUCUUGAAGAAUAGAGCCAUAAAGAAAGCCAAGCGUAGGAAUGUUGGAUUUGAAUCUGAUAGUGGAGGGGCCUUCAAAGGUUUUAAAGGUCUGGCUGUACCUUCUGGAGGAAGAGGGUUUUCUGGAUUUGGUAAUGGCGCUGGAGGGAAGUCUUUGGAAGGCCUGUCGAAUGGGAACAAUGUAACUGGUUCCCCUUCCUUCACUGAAAGGGCAGUGAUUGAGGCCAAGGCAGCCUUUGGAUCUUUUGCUGCAAAUGGCCCUAUCUCCUUGUUAGAUAAAAAGAUUUCAAAUCCCAAAACCAAUGGCGACAGUCAGCAGCCCUCUUCCUCUGGCCUUAGCACAAGUGCAGCCCGCCACGCGAACGCCUAUCACAAGCAGUUGGCUGCCUUAAACUGUUCUGUCCGAGAUUGGAUAGUGAAGCACGUGAACAUGAACCCACUCUGCGACCUGACACCUAUCUUUAAGGACUAUGAGAAACACUUGGCAAGUAUUGAACAGCAGCAUGGGAGCGGUGGUGGCAGCAGCAAUUCUGAAAGUGAAACUAACAGAAUGUCCAUUGAAACACAGUCUCCUUCCCUAUUGGUUUCAACAAAAUUACAGCAAGCAUCAACGUUUCUGUUUCAUGGCACCAGAACUGAGGAUGUGUCUGAGAAGAGGGUGGAGGCUGCAUCUGAAAAGAAAACGGACCCAUCGCUUGGAGCAACAAGUGCCUCAUUUAACUUUGGCAAGAAAAUAGAUAGUUCUGUUUUGGGUUCAUUGAACUCUGGCCCCCUGUUUGGAUUUUCAUUUUCUUCUGGAAACUCCAGUUUAUUUGGCAAAGAUACUGCCCAGAGUAAACCUGUGUCUGCACCAUUUCCCACUAAAGCACUGGAGAGCCAAGCAGAAGGAGGCAGUAAUGAAUGCAAAGGUGGAGAUGAAGAGAGUGACGAGCCUCCCAAAGUUGUAGUUACCGAAGUAAAAGAAGAAGAUGCUUUUUACUCCAAAAAGUGUAAACUAUUUUACAAGAAAGAUAAAGAAUUUAAAGAGAAAGGUGUAGGUACUCUGCAUUUAAAACCUACAGCAAAUGAGAGGACACAACUUUUAGUGCGGGCAGACACCAAUUUAGGCAACAUAUUGCUGAAUAUUCUGGUUCCACCCAAUAUGCCAUGUACCCGAACAGGGAAAAACAACGUGCUUAUUGUCUGUGUUCCAAACCCACCCGUGGAUGAGAAGAACGCCGGCACGCCAGUCACUAUGUUAAUUCGUGUAAAAGCAAGUGAGGAUGCGGACGAGCUGCACAGAAUCUUACUGGAGAAAAGGGGUGCCUGAGCACACUUUGAGGAAUUGCUGUCAAGCUGCUGCUCCCCCACCGCCCCUUAAACUAGGCAGUUUUUCUUCUCUAACUUUGACAUUCUGAGAACUUAAGAUAACUUAAAACUUUUGUGAGGAUGAUUAAUGUGGCCAAUAAAAAUUUUAAGUGUUAAGUGUUAAGAAACUGUAUUCUCCUUUCUUAAGAACUAUCUAAUGUGUGAAAUACAUUUGAAUGAAAUUUUUUGGAAGCUUUUUAAUAUUCAUUUAUUAAACUGACCAUAAGUGAUUUCUUAAUGGACUGAGAUCAGGGUACUAAUGAGAUUUCCCAAAGGCUUUUCCCAUCCACAGUUUCGAGGUUCUCUGCGUUCCAACAGUGUGUGUCCAGAAGGAAACUUACCUGUAGCGUUCUCUCUAGUGGACUUGGCUGAUUUAUAUGCUGCCAUGCUGGGACAAAUGUUCUUUGCUUCAUUUUUUUAAGUGGUAUUUUAAAGCUGAGAUGUGAUUAAAUGUUCACCUUCAGCUUUAGAGUUGUUAGCUGUUUAUUUGCGGGUGUUGGCCUUUAACCUUGUAGACUGCUCUACUAUGAUUCAGGAACUGCUUUUUCAUUUUAAAAGGAAACAAGUAGCUUGUUCUUUGGUUUUGUCAAUUUGGUUUUAUAGUUUUAUCCAUGAGGUGCUGUUACUUCUGUAUCCCCCUGGAGACAAAUGGGCUAGAGGGGGAUUGCCAGAAAUGAGGUUUAAAAGCACAAAUUUGGUAGUUUACAGUUUAUAGACCGUGGACAGUAAACUCAUACAAAGAAAGUUAGGUCAGGGUUGAGCCAUGCUACAGAAGGAAGAGAACAUGCUCUCAGUGACCUGCACCCUGGUGAACUCUGGGUCUAAAAACUACCACUACUAAAAGUCAUAGGAGCUGUUACACACACGAGCCAUGUGAAUUAACCAGGAAUCAUGCAAUAAGGUAAUGGAAGAGAAAAUUAUGUGUAUAAAUGUUGCCUUUAACAUUAGACAGUAGUGUCUUCUACAUUUGAUACCUGAAAUUUCCAUUUACUUUUUUAAGAGUAAAAUAGUUUGUUUGGAUGGGAGCCAUGUCUGUACACGAGGAUAUCCGUGUCACUCCUCCGUAGCUGUUAGGUAACUGACAUUCUUUCUUUGAAGACUCUGGGCACAUGAACUAAAUGCAGAUUUUAACGUUUCAGUGUCCACUUCAUCAUUCCUCAUGAAUCAUCUUCAAUGCUGGUAUCAGAUGAUCUUUAAAGGCUCAGGAUCCAUGCCUGAGGGCUCACACUUGCAUAUUGUGAUCUUUAGGACAUAAUGUCUUCUGACUUGGAAAAGAGUAGUCAAAAUGUAGAUAGUACAGUUGCUUUUUUUAAUAGAAGCUACAAUUUUUAGAUGUAAAGGGGGUGGGGAAACCAUUUUAUGAUCAAAUAUUUUAGGUUUCAGGCACUUGUGGUAAGAUAGUUGGGUCCAUGUUUACCAUGGGAUCCUUGUACUACUAUGCUGUCUGCUUCCAGAGGGCGAAUGUGGGUGCCGUGCAGAGGCGUGCUGACGCCAUAAUGGAUGUGGUUAAACUUAGCUGUACUGUAGAUCCAGGGAGGAAGUGACCAUUGUGUCUGCAUUUACUUUUCAGAAUUGAGGCCAUUCGUGAAUUUUGUUGUAAUUUAUAGUAAUCAGGUGGUUGCUGCUGUUCUAGUAGUACAGAUCUUGCCCUCCUCACUGUCGUUUUAUCCAGCUGUUAGAGGAAGAGGAAGCCCAGGGACAGACUUGAGUGCAGUGUGGUACAAUUUAGCCACACACGCCCAUGUUCCCAACAAAGUGGUGGGCGUCCCUGGGCAUACAUCUUGUGAGUGGGCAUUGUGUUGUUAGCCUUUGCAUGUGGAGUGGAAUGUUCACCAGAAAAUGGCAUGAGAAGAUCAUGAUUGGAUUACCUUUUAACACUUACUGUAAAAAGUUUAUUUUUAAAUUAGUGGAUCUGUGUGGCUUUCUUUUUUCCUAACAUUCCCAGCAAAUUCUUGCUGCUAAGACUCACUGUUAGUGAAAAUUACAGGGGAAAAUGUGUGUACCAUAACUCCAAAUGUGACAUUGUCUUAAAACUGCUCUUAUGCUUUAGGAACUUGUUGGUCUCCACUUCAAUUAUGUAUUAGUAUAAAAAAGUCCAUUAUGUAUGAAUUGUACUGUAAAAUCUAAGUGCUUGUAUGUUAUUUGGGGGAGGGGGCCACCUUGCCCUCUGUAGGGCUUGCCUUUCCUUUCCCACUGUAUGGAUAGCUAAAUUCUUCCCCCCCGGAUUAAUUUAUUCCUAACAAAAUAUUAGCAAUUAAGCUUUAAAAUGUUUAAUGUGGACUGAAAGUUUCAUCUUUAAUUUGAGAGUCUAUAAAGUAUGUCAUAUAUGGCCUAAAUGAGGCAUGUAUAUCUGUAAAUCAGACUGUAUUGCAUCUUGACAUUGAGUGUCCCAGUGGCCUUUUUAAAAAAUUGGUAUGUGUCCAUCUCAUCCUUUUGUGCAUUCCCAGUAAGCAAAAAAUUGAGUGUUCUGCUGUCUUACUAGAAUUAGACUGAAAAUGUGUGUCCAGUUUUUAAAGUAGUUUAGAUUGUUUUUCAUGGAAGGACAGGUUGACCAUUUAUGGACUGGUUUUCUUUAAAAGGAUUAUAGUUUUACAAUUCUAAAUCAUAUUUUUUUAUAUGCUGCAUGCCAAAAAUAUCUACCUCCUUUGAGGUAGUGAAGAAAACACUUAAUACUCCACCUUACCAUUAGGAGUUCAAGUUUUCACUGAGAAAGCAUUUUUUGGUUUACAGGUAAACAAGUUGUUUGUUUUUGAGCAUUUGGCAGUUAUUCCUACAUUUCAGAAGUCAAAAUGCAAGCACAAAGUAUUUGAAGGCUUUGCGAACUAAUAGCCUGCUCCCAAACCCCUGAGUAUUCUUUCUCAUGUUGGAAGUAAGGAUUUUAAGUAGAAAUUGAUUUAUCCUGUAGUACUGGUAGGUGAUGGUAGGAGCCCAACAAAACUGGUCUUCCAAUCCUGUGUUCGGAGCACAAGGCCACUUGUAUGUUCUUGGCUAGUGGCAAUCAUGGUAGGGACUUGGGACUCUGCAUCUGAUGCAGACACAAGGGUAACAGAGAUGUAAAACUUCUUAGUAAUCAAAUGGACAGAUUGUUUGCUAUCUUAAAUACAAAAAUGUUUUCUAAAAUGAAGAUACUUGAAUUGUCAAUGUAAUCUUGAUUUGUGUUAGUGUUGGAAUGGUCCCACUGAGGAAGUGUAACAAUCCAUGAAAUGUGAAUAAAUGGAAAGUAAACAGAA
Messenger RNA from Manis pentadactyla (Chinese pangolin), 5140 nucleotides. RefSeq names its product nucleoporin 50 (gene NUP50). Gene Ontology annotation, biological process: protein import into nucleus. Gene Ontology annotation, cellular component: nuclear pore. Bases 445 to 1872 code for a protein of 475 amino acids. The transcript has 9 exons. NCBI's taxonomy places the organism in Eukaryota, Metazoa, Chordata, Mammalia, Pholidota, Manidae. The record is from RefSeq and is a predicted model, not a curated record.